AAAUAGCACUUCUUUUUGCUUUCUUUGUAUUCAAAACUAUAUCCUUUCCCGACCGAUUCUACUGCCCCAGGUCCAAGUCUCUCCAGUCAGGAGCCCCAGCUCUCCAGAACAGUAACAGAUCCUUUAGCUCGCUUUUAUUAUUUUAUUUUUAAAAUUAAUUAUUAUUACAUUUUCUCCCCCUUGUUUGUUUUCUGCACAUCUUCAGGAAGCCCUCGGUGCUUGUGCAAAGAGAAGCUCCUAUUGCAACCUCACUCCCUGCGCUGUGCGCCUCGGUGUAAACGUUUUGGAUGAUCUAAAGACUCUGGGGUCUGUAUAUGGAAAUAGUGGGGUGCAGAGCAGAAGAAAAUACUUGUCCUUUCCGUCCCCCAGCCAUGCUUUUCCACGGGAUCUCCGGAGGCCACAUCCAAGGAAUCAUGGAGGAGAUGGAGAGGCGAUCCAAGACCGAGUCCCGCCUGGCCAAAGGGGGACAGAUGAACGGCCGUGAAACGAACAUGCCCCCAAUGAGCCCCGAGAAGCCUGCUUUGUGUGCUGGUUGUGGAGGGAAGAUCUCAGACAGAUAUUACCUGCUGGCUGUUGACAAACAAUGGCACCUCAGGUGUCUUAAGUGCUGUGAAUGUAAACUGGCUUUGGAGUCAGAACUCACCUGCUUUGCCAAGGACGGCAGUAUUUACUGCAAGGAGGAUUACUACAGAAGGUUCUCCGUGCAGAGAUGUGCCCGCUGCCACCUUGGGAUCUCAGCCUCUGAAAUGGUCAUGAGAGCCAGGGAGUCGGUUUACCACCUGAGCUGCUUCACCUGCACCACCUGCAACAAGACUCUGACCACAGGCGAUCACUUUGGCAUGAAGGACAACCUGGUUUACUGCAGGGCCCACUUCGAGUCCCUUUUGCAAGGAGAAUAUCCCCCUCAGCUGAGCUACACCGAGCUGGCUGCCAAGAGCGGAGGGCUGGCCCUGCCUUACUUCAACGGCACUGGCACAGUCCAGAAGGGGAGGCCCAGGAAACGAAAGAGCCCUGCCUUGGGAGUGGACAUCGUCAACUACAACUCAGGUUGUAAUGAGAAUGAGGCAGAUCACUUGGACAGAGACCAGCAGCCUUAUCCCCCAUCCCAGAAGACAAAGCGCAUGCGCACCUCCUUCAAACACCACCAGCUUCGUACCAUGAAGUCCUACUUUGCUAUCAACCACAACCCAGAUGCCAAGGACCUCAAGCAGCUUGCCCAGAAAACAGGCCUGACCAAGAGAGUUCUGCAGGGAGAACAAAUCAUGGGGCAUUACAGCCAAACAUCCCGACGUUUGAAAAUUCCCUAAAGUAUUAAAAGAAGGGGAAAAGUUUGAUCGGAAAUCCACUGCAGUGAAGACAAAGACAAUAUUAGGUUAUGAUAAUCAUACAUUUAAAAAUCUAUUGAGCCAAAAAAUAAAAAUAAAAGACUUGAUGUCAUUUUCUGAAUGUUAACAAAACAUAUGUUAUUUUAUGGUGUCUAAUUAACAGAACUGAAGGCUUCAACAAAUUGUGUGGUAUUAAAAACAAAUUUAGAGAAACUGUGUAUAAAACCAGAGCAACCUGGCAGCAAUCUACCCAGCCCAUAUUCGAAGAAAACUUUUCUUUAAAAAAAAUCACAUUUGUCAAGCACAAGUACUUGUAAAAUAAAAUCUGAGUGCAUUCAUUCCACUUGCUUGCUAAUGUGUACUAGUCAUAUCUGUUAAAUGGAUUUUUGUAAAUUCAAAGAGAACUUUUCACUCAUUCGAGAUCAUAGGAAUCAAAACCCAGUAACUUUAGUACUAUUGUUUCUGAAAUUUUUUUUUUAAAAUGAGACAAAUCUGCAUGCACUUUUCCAUCUGUCACAUAUAGUGUACAUUUCUGUAUGAUGAAUUUCUCUUUGAUGUUUCUUGUAUAAUAGCUUUCAUUAAUAAACAUUUUUUGAUGCAAACAUAGUUAACUUUAUGUAAACACAUAGCUAAUUGUUCUAACUAAUUUAAACUUUUCUUUUGAAAAGAAGCAGUACAGUGCAGUUCCAAUAUGUUAUAUAUAUCUAAAAUCAAAAAGAAUGAGGUAGCAAUACUGUUGCACAGUGUAAAAUCAUUUCCUUUGGUGUUAACUUUUUAAUUUUUUAACUUCUUGUAUAAAACUGACAUGUUUUAAAAAACAUUCCUAUCAGCAUCAACAAUAAAACAAUCCCUAAAUUCUUCAUCAAUAUAAGAAAACAUAAGCAGUACAGUAUGUAAAGUCCUCAAUGACUUUUAGAGUACAAGGAUAUAAUUUGUGGAUCCCUGAGCUGUUUACAUGGUCACUAUGCAAUGAGCAAGUAUGUUACAAAAAGUUGGUCCUAAGAUUCCCAGUCCAAAUCACAGAUGAUUUUUACAAGCCAACAAGCAAGUGUAACAAUAACCAAUUCUUAGUAAUGAGGUUUUGUAACUGUUAAGCAACUAUUUGCAGAAAGAUUUUUUAAAAUAUAUUCCUAUUUAGCUGUAUAGCCAAAGCAUAUGUUAAACAAAUUAACAUAUAAAAGACUUGCCAGAAAAUCUUUCAUUAAGAUGACAUUUUUAUUAUAUACUAAUGAACCCUAUGUAAACAAUGUAACUUUUAUGGAUGAUGGACAUUAAAUAUUUCACUUACGUGUA
Messenger RNA from Gymnogyps californianus (California condor), 2618 nucleotides. It is a transcript of the gene LHX9, whose product is annotated as LIM homeobox 9. Gene Ontology annotation, biological process: regulation of transcription by RNA polymerase II; neuron differentiation. The transcript has 5 exons. The record is from RefSeq and is a predicted model, not a curated record. NCBI's taxonomy places the organism in Eukaryota, Metazoa, Chordata, Aves, Accipitriformes, Cathartidae. Gene Ontology annotation, molecular function: DNA-binding transcription factor activity, RNA polymerase II-specific; RNA polymerase II transcription regulatory region sequence-specific DNA binding. Gene Ontology annotation, cellular component: nucleus. The coding region runs from base 315 to 1307 and encodes 330 amino acids.